AUGGCUCAAAGCCAGUCCCAGGAAGUGCAACCACACCCAGUGAAAGAGCAAUUACCUGGGGUUCAAUAUUGCAUUAACAGUCCUCCUCCUUGGCCUGAAGCGGUGGUAUUGGGGUUCCAGCAUUACAUUCUGACUCUUGGCAUGACCGUUCUGAUUCCAACUGUGAUUGUUCCUCAAAUGGGUGGAGGAGAUGCUGAGAAGGCCAAGGUGAUACAGAGUCUGCUAUUUGUUUCUGGAGUAAACACAUUUCUUCAAUCUUUGUUCGGAACUCGAUUGCCAACUGUAGUUGUUGGUUCAUACACUUACAUAAUACCCACAAUCUCAAUUAUCCAAGCCAGCAGAUACAGUUACUAUAUAGAUCCUUAUGAGAGGUUCACUCAGACAAUUAGAGGGAUACAAGGCGCAUUGAUCAUAAGUGCAUGUUUCCAGAUGCUUAUGGGAUUCUUGGGCAUUUGGAGGAAUGCUGUCAGGUACCUUAGUCCACUUUCUGUGGUCCCUUAUGUAACUUUCACUGGACUCGGUCUCUAUCAACUUGGUUUCCCAAUGCUGGCAAACUGUGUUGAAGUUGGGCUUCCAGCACUGAUUGUUUUGGUUUUCAUCUCACAGUAUCUUAAGCAUUAUAUAAGCACCAAGAAGCCUAUUGUUGACCGAUUUGCGGUGCUGUUUUCCAUUGGAAGUGCAUGGUUAUUGGCACAGAUUCUGACUUCUAGCAGUGUAUAUAAACACAAGCCAGAAAGUACACAGACUAGUUGCCGCACUGAUCGUGCUGGUCUUAUUAGUGCUGCUCCAUGGUUAUAUUUUCCUUACCCCUUCCAAUGGGGGAGUCCUACCUUCAACUACGGGGAAGCUUUUGCCAUGAUGGCCGCUUCUUUUGUUUCUCUUUUUGAGUCUACUGGUACAUUUUAUGCUGCGGCAAGAUAUGGAAGUGCAACCCCCGUGCCACCUUCUGUUAUCAGCCGGGGAACUGGCUGGAUGGGAGUUGGUUCUUUGCUCAAUGGCAUGUUUGGUACUGUAACUGGAAGCACAGCAUCAGUGGAAAAUGCUGGUUUAUUGGCAUUGACAAGAGUGGGAAGCCGAAGAGUCAUUCAAAUUUCAGCUGGCUUUAUGAUUUUAUUCUCUGUAUUUGGAAAAUGUGGAGCAGUUUUUGCUUCCAUUCCUUUGCCAAUCAUGGCAGCAAUGUACUGUGUAUCCUUCGGCUAUGUGUCUUCUGCGGGUCUUGGUUUUCUCCAGUUCUGCAACCUCAACAGUUUCAGAACCAAAUUCGUGUUGGGCUUCUCAUUCUUCCUUGGCAUCUCCAUACCACAAUAUUUCACAGAAUAUUAUCAUGUAAAGCAUGAACACGACGCAAGUUCUAGAUGGUUCAAUGAUAUCGUGACCGUCAUCUUUGCGUCGCAUACAACGGUUGCUGCCUUGGUUGCUUUCAUUUUGGAUAUCACACUCUCUCGCGAAGAUGAUGCAGCCCGUAAAGACAGUGGUUUGCAAUGGUGGGAGAAGUUCAGUUUAUAUAAUUCUGAUGUUCGAAACGAUGAAUUCUAUGCUUUACCAUGCAGACUCAAUGAGCUUUUCCCAUCCCUUUAA
This is a messenger RNA of Gastrolobium bilobum, 1578 nucleotides long. RefSeq names its product putative nucleobase-ascorbate transporter 10. The transcript is spliced from 14 exons. Gene Ontology annotation, cellular component: membrane. Lineage: Eukaryota; Viridiplantae; Streptophyta; Magnoliopsida; Fabales; Fabaceae. Gene Ontology annotation, biological process: transmembrane transport. Gene Ontology annotation, molecular function: transmembrane transporter activity. Bases 1 to 1578 code for a protein of 525 amino acids. The record is from RefSeq and is a predicted model, not a curated record.